AUGGCUGUGAUUCAAACCAAUCGGACGCUAUCGCGUGGAGACUCACUAAAGUCACUGGGUGCCGUUUCAGCCAACACGGUUGCUGAAGUUGCGAGCAAGAGCGACAUUAUCUUCUCGUGUGUAAGCAAUGAUGCUGUUCUACAAGACGUCGCCAAGGAUAUUAUUGCGUCUGGGAGUAUCGAGGGGAAGGUAUACGUUGACUGCUCAACCGUACAUCCGGACACGUCUGUCGAUGUAGGCAAGCAGAUUUUGCAAGCUGGUGGACAGUUCGUGGCAGCUCCCGUAUUCGGCGCAGCCGCCAUGGCCGAGGCUGGAAAACUCAUAUUCGUGAUUGCCGGGCCCGAAGAAGCCAAGUCCAAAAUGGCACCAUACCUCAAAGAUGUGAUGGGCCGAUCCGUCAUGGACAUGGGCUCAGACGUGUCCAAGUCCAGUCUUCUCAAGAUCGCCGGAAAUAUCUGUGUUAUCUCCUUCAUGGAGGUCAUCUCCGAAGCGCACGUCUUUGCGGAGAAGACCGGCCUUGGUUGUGCGACGCUCGAAAAUAUGCUGGGGAACAUGUUUGGGCCCGUAGUGGAGAGUUAUUCCAAGCGUAUCACUACGGGGGCGUAUGCGCCGGCGCCGGAUGGCAAGGCCGGAUUUGAUGUCAGGCUAGCCGUAAAGGAUGCUAAGCAUGCGUUGAAUUGUGCCAAGACCGCGGGGACGAGAUUGGAGGUUAGUGAGGUUGCUUUAAGGCAUAUGGAAGAGGCAAUGGCAUCUUCGGAACUAGACGGGAGGCCGCUAGAUAGCAGUUCGAUGUAUGGAGCGAUACGGAAAGAGGCGGGCAUGGACUUUUUCUCGGACGUUUGUAAACAAAUGGAUAGUGCAAAGUAG
Messenger RNA from Pseudomassariella vexata, 867 nucleotides. Its product is annotated as 6-phosphogluconate dehydrogenase. Gene Ontology annotation, molecular function: oxidoreductase activity, acting on the CH-OH group of donors, NAD or NADP as acceptor; NADP binding; NAD binding. The coding region runs from base 1 to 867 and encodes 288 amino acids. The record is from RefSeq and is a predicted model, not a curated record. The transcript has 4 exons. Lineage: Eukaryota; Fungi; Ascomycota; Sordariomycetes; Amphisphaeriales; Pseudomassariaceae.